Molecule: messenger RNA, 1328 nt
Organism: Hyaloscypha bicolor E
Lineage: Eukaryota; Fungi; Ascomycota; Leotiomycetes; Helotiales; Hyaloscyphaceae
Exons: 4
Coding region: 25-981 (318 amino acids)
Biological process (GO): fatty acid metabolic process
Molecular function (GO): NAD+ binding; oxidoreductase activity, acting on the CH-OH group of donors, NAD or NADP as acceptor
Source: RefSeq, a predicted model, not a curated record
AAUUCUCGACCGCCGACUUCAAAUAUGAUCACUCCUAUACUCCGACGGCAGCUGCUGCGGUCUGCCAGGCAGACGAGAUGCUUCAGCUCAGCCCCAAUUGCUGCGGCACAAGAAAUCAAACGCCUCGGCGUCAUUGGCGCGGGACAAAUGGGCUUGGGAAUAGCCCUGGUGGCUGCGCAGAAGGUAGGAGUGCCUGUGACCCUGGUAGACACAAACCAGGCCUCAAUUAACAAGGGGCUCAAAUUUGCAGACAAACUCCUCGCAAAGGAUGUCUCAAAAGAGCGAAUAACACAAGAGCAAUCGGACAAGAUACGAUCCCUCCUCGCCCCAACGACAUCGAUGGAUUCCCUCGCAGAUGUAGACUUCGUAAUCGAAGCGGUCCCCGAGAUCCCCUCCCUAAAAUUCUCCAUCUUCGAGUCGCUCGCCCAGAUAUGUCCUCCCCACGCCAUCCUCGCAACAAACACAUCCUCAAUCUCCAUAACACGUAUUGCAGCCACCACAACAAAGGACCCGACGGAUACCUCAACAUCCUCGCGGGUCAUUUCAACACAUUUCAUGAACCCAGUUCCUAUCCAGAAAGGCGUCGAGAUCAUCACUGGGUUGCAAACGAGCCAAGAAACGGUGGAUACGGCCAUCGCUUUCUGCAAGGCAAUGGGCAAGAUCCCAUCGCAGUCAGCCGACUCCCCUGGCUUUCUCGCAAAUCGAAUCCUGAUGCCUUAUAUCAAUGAAGCAAUUAUCUGUUUAGAGACGGGCGUUGGAAGCAGAGAUGACAUCGAUGCGAUCAUGAAGAAUGGCACGAAUGUACCAAUGGGUCCUUUGCAGCUGGCAGAUUUCAUUGGCAUCGAUACCUGCCUAGCGAUUAUGAAGGUAUUAUAUGAAGAGACAGGCGAUUCUAAGUACCGGCCAAGUGUCUUAUUGCGGAAGAUGGUUGAUGCUGGCUGGCUAGGAAAGAAAAGUGGAAAAGGAUUCUAUGACUAUUAGAAAAGCAUUCUAUUAGAUAUCCGACGAAUGCAAGAAUAUCCAGUUCUUCGUUUGUCAUCUUCCAAUCCUGCCUGGUAGACUAGUUUGAGGGUAUUGGAAGAGUUUGUUGCAUGACCCUUCAAUGAUCCGGAAGCCUUGUCCAUUGAGGUUGUGCUUUAAAAGUUCUGAGUGUGAAUCCUACAGGUCAGGUUUGUUGCACAUCGCCCUCAAUGUCCCAAAACUUCUGGAACAAUGUGUUGUAGUCUGAUGUUGUGAUACAACACCACAGUCCCAUAGGACCUAUGCGUAUUCAUAGAGACAUCUGUAACUCAAACAUAUAUGUUCUAAGGACAUCAAUUCAAUAUUUU